CCCGUCUAUACUCGUGGUCAUUCACCGGGCUGGGACCCGAGCGGCCCGUCUACACUCACCGGGCUGGGACCCGAGCGGCCCGUCUACACUCACCGGGCUGGGACCCGAGCUGCGGCGGGUGUCCGAGCUGACAGUCCCGGCGGGAGGGGGUGAGCGGCGCUGAGGUGACCGAUUACUUGAAGAAUUGAAAAGGACAAUUACAAGAAUUUUGGGCAAGUUUUAUGUAUCACAUCAACUUUUUGUGGCAUCUUCAGCUCCUUCCUACACAAAGUUUUGUAUAGUUUGGAGAGAAAGGAUGAAGCCGCGCUUGGGAAAUAGUCAACAUUCCCACAACCUUCACUUUUAUGGAAUCUCUAUUUAUUUGCUCAGUUAAAUUUGUGACAUUACGUGGUAUUGAUAUUGUGGCUGAACCUACAGUGGAUAUGUUGAGCAUCACUACAUUAAGCAGUUGAAUGGAUGCAAAUGAUAUUUUGGUUAGCCCUCAUGAACACCCGUAUCACAUCCGUUACAGAAUGGAAGCGUCCUGCUUGGAGCUAGCUCUAGAAGGUGAACGGCUUUGUAAAGCAGGUGACUGUCGAGCUGGUGUAUCCUUUUUUGAAGCAGCAGUUCAGGUUGGAACGGAGGAUCUGAAAACUCUCAGCGCCAUCUACAGUCAGCUUGGAAAUGCGUAUUUUUAUUUGCACGAUUAUUCGAAAGCUCUGGAGUUCCACCAUCAUGACCUCACCCUAGCAAGAACAAUUGGUGACCGACUGGGUGAAGCAAAAGCCAGUGGCAACCUUGGCAACACCUUUAAGCUUUUGGGACGUUUUGAUGAAGCUGUAGUUUGCUGCCAAAGACAUUUGGAUAUUUCAAGAGAGCUCUGUGAUAAGGUGGGUGAAGCAAGAGCACUGUACAACCUGGGCAAUGCAUACCAUGCCCAUGGUAAAUCCCUGGCUUGUGCAGAAGCACAAGACCCAGGCAACUUUCCAGAAGAGGUGAUGGACGUUUUACAGAAAGCUUCAGAAUACUAUAAGGAAAACUUGGUAAUAGUUAAAGAGCUUGGAGAUCGAGCAGCCCAGGGACGGGCUUAUGGGAAUCUAGGAAAUACACAUUAUCUUUUGGGGAACUUCAGAAAAGCAGUUCGAUCUCAUCAACAGCGCUUAGAAAUUGCAAAAGAAUUUGGAGAUCGGUCAGCUGAAAGGCGAGCAUGCAGUAAUCUGGGAAAUGCCCACGUGUUUCUUGGUGAAUUUGCAGUGGCUGCUGAAUAUUACAAGAGAACGUUGUAUCUUGCUCGACAGCUAAAGGACAGGGCUGUCGAAGCACAAGCCUGCUACAGUCUUGGAAACACUUACACUCUCCUUCAAGACUAUGAGAAGGCCAUUGAAUAUCAUUUGAAACAUCUUAUGAUAGCACAAGAGCUUUGCGAUAGGAUUGGAGAAGGGAGAGCUUGUUGGAGUUUAGGAAAUGCCUACACUGCAGUUGGAAACCAUGAACAAGCUGUGCAUUUUGCAGAGAAACACUUUGACAUUUCAAGAGAGGUAGGAGAUAAAAGUGGUGAACUGACCGCCCGAAUGAAUCUUUCAGAUCUUCAGUUGGUGUUGGGUGUCAGUUACAGCACAAACAACUCUAUGUUAUCCACAAUUCAUGAACUGGAUUAUAACUCUCAAGGUGCUCGACCAAGACUGGACCUUAGGCAGAGUAUGGAGAAAAUGGAAUUACUGAAGUUAUCAGCAGAAAAGGGUCAGAGUUGGAAGAGUGAGACUCACACAAAACAGAAACCUACCCUUUGGAAGCAAUCAACUAAGUUGCUGUUUAUAAAUCGAUUCAGGGGAAAAAAGCAUAAAAGUAACAGUUCAUCUGCAAACGUUCUUAAAGAUACCAGUAAUUCCAUGGUGAAAAAUGACGGCAAAGGUCAUAUCCCACAAAAGAAGAUGGGUUCAAGUACAGCUGAUGAAAGCUUCUUUGACUUAUUGAGUCGGUUCCAGAGUAAUCGAAUGGACGAUCAGCGAUGUUCAUUGACAGUCAGGCAGAGUUGUGCAAUGAAGGCAGUGUCUGCCUCAUCUGCACCAACAAAACCCGUAGCUCGCUCCACGUCAGUUGUCUCAACACAGACUGAAGAGUUUUUGGACCGGUUUGCUGGUUCGCAGAGCCGUCGAUUAGAUGAUCAACGUGCGAGCAGCGGCAGUCUUCCUGGCUUGCGACUGAAGCAGGAUAAUAGCCACACCAUUGACAGCCAUUUGAUCAGUGGUGACCGCAAGCAUCCAGACGAUCCUUUCUUUGACAUGCUCUUAAAAUGUCAAAGCUGCAGGCUGGAUGAUCAGAGAAGUACACCGCCUCAAUUUGUACAUAAAUGUGUAACUGUUCCUGACGAAGACUUCUUCAGCCUGAUCCUUCGAUGUCAGGCCAGGCGAAUGAAUGAACAACGUGUAACACUUCCUUCACGUGAGGAAACCAAGAGGAAUUCAUCCCACUGAAAUAAAGGCGUAUUUAUCGGCAAUUCAAAUGCCAAGUCUUCAUGAGGAAUGAAUGGGAGUGGGUAAAAUUCACAAUGCACUUUGGUUUGUUAGCAACCUGGGAUUUUGGCCGAAAGUUUACUUUGAAUUCUCAAUUGCUUGAGGUUUGUUUUUUUUUUUUUUAACUGGCCUGGAAAUAUUUCACAGGAAUGUAACUUAACAGAAGGUUCUAAACAGUAAACUGGAAACAUCUCGGUUCCUGUGCAGUCACACGGCCUGAUUGAAGAAUAUGCCAGCAUUAUCGUUCAGUUGAAAGCACUUCAUCUUCAGAUGAUCCUAACAGGAAUAGGAUUAUCUUCAUUUGUAGUUUUACGUGUUGUAGAUGGAGAAAUGUUGAGUUACCAGCAAACAUAAUUAUGUUCUAAUUAGCAGAAAAAUGUACACUACUUAUUUUGGGGUCUUCCGUGACUUUUUUUUAAUCAAUAACUGCAGAAUAUAAUUGAUAUUUAUAAAUGGAACUAUUUUCAAAUGUACAAAAGUGUAGCCUUAAUUAAGUCUUGUGCUGGCAGUCUUGGUCUUAAUAGAAUCAGAGUCUCACAGCGUGGAAACUUGCCCACCCCGGCCAACAUGUCCCGCCUAACUGCUUUUGGCCCAUAUCCCUCCUAUUCUGUCCAAAUAUUUCUUAAAUGUUGCAAUAGUACCUGCCUCCUCUGGCAGUUCUUUCCAUACACCUACCACCCUUUCUGUGAAAAGAUUACUCCUCAGAUUCCUAUUUAAUCUAUCCCCCCCCUCACCUUAAACCUAUGUUCUCUGGUCCUCGAUUCCCCUGCUCUUGGCAUAUACCCGAUCUAUUCCUCUCAUGAUUUUAUACACUAUAAGAUCACCCCUCAUCCUCCUGCACUCCAAGGAAUAGAGUCUCAGCCUACUCAACCUCUCCCUAUAGCUCACACUCUCUAGUCCUGGCAAUAUCCUUGUAAAUCUUCUCUGCACCCUUUACAUCUUUCCUAUAACAUAGUGCACAUAACUGAACACAUUACUCUAAAUGCAGCUUCACCAACGUCUUAUACAACUGCAACAUGACCUCCCAACUUCUAUACUCGAUGCUCUGACUGAUGAAGGCUAAUGUGCCAAAAGCCUUCUUGACCACCCUAUCUACCUGUGAUGGCACUUUCAACGAACUAUGUACCUGUACUCCUAGAUCCCUCUGCUCUACAACACUCCCCAGAGCCCUACCGUUCACUGUGUAUGUCCCGCCCAUGUUAGUACUCCGAAAAUGCAACCUCACAUAUCUGUAUAAAAUUCCAUCAACUAUUCCUCAGCCCACCUGCCUAACUGAUCAAGACCAUACUAGAAGUUUUGACAACCAUCUUCACUAUCUUCCAUACCACCAAUUUGUGUCAUCUGCAAACUUGCUAACCAUGCCGCAUACGUUCUCAUCCAAAUCAUUGAUAUAGAUGAUAAACAGCAAUGGGGCCAGCACCGAACCCUGAGGCACAGCAUUAGAUACAGGCCUCCAGCCCUCUGUCUUCUUCCAUAAAGCCACUUUUCUAUCCAUUCAGCUAUCUCUCCUUAGAUCGCAUGAGAUCUAACCAUCCAGAGCAGCCUUACUGUAUGUCUAUGUAUACAAUGUCUACAGCUCUGAACUUUUUGAAGAUGUGACCAAAAAGGUCGAUGAAACCAAUCCGAUUUGUGUCAUGAUGACCUCCCACAUACAAAACCAUGUUGAUUCUCCCUAAUCAGCCCUUGUCCAUCUAAAUGCAUACAGAAUACUCUGUAGUAACUUUCCGGCCACUCAUUGGCCUGUAAUACCCAGCUUUUACCCUGCAGCCCUUCUUGAAUAUAGCACACUCUUUAAAAAAACAUCCCACUUUCCCGACGUUUUUUUUCCCAUCAAACAACCUGCUCCAAUCUACUUGAGCGAGUUCCUGUCUCAUACCCUCAAAGUUGGCCUUGCCCCAAUUUAGCAUUUUAACUCGUGGGCCUGCUCUGUCCCUAUCCAUAAUCAUCUUAAACCUAAUAAAACAGUGGUUGCUGGUCCCAAAUGGCUCCUCCAUGAACACUUCUUCCACUUGCCCCUCUCAAUUUCCCCAGACUCGAUCCAGUGUUGCCAUCUCCUGUAGAUAUACAAAAAGCUGGAGUAACUUCAGGUCAGACAGCAUCUUUGGAUAAAAGGAAUAGGUGACCCUUCAUCAGACUCCGCAUCAGCAGUUCCUUGCCAUCUCCCGUGUCGGGCCCUAAAAAUAUUGCUGGAGGAAACUUUCCUGAACACAUUUGACAAAUUCACCCCAUCUAAUGGGGCUUUUUCACGGGGCGACUUGACGCAAGAUGUGACCAGAGUGAAGUGGUCGUGGUCUAGCACGAUAUCAUACGAUAUAACGGGGGGGGGUAGACAAAGAGUUCCCACGGUACUCGGCAUUUCUGUUAUUUGUGCGAGUGACUUGUCUGUCUCCUGAGCUUUCCCGUUAAAUCUUGAAUGAACAUUGUAAACUGUCAAGUGUAAUUAAAUCAUCACGUGACGCAAAUUAUGUCAUAAUUUAUUUUAUGGCUCUUAGAGACAUGAUUCCAACCUCAAACACAAAGGGUGUAAAAGCUGUCUGCGACUUUUUUACUUUGCAGCUGCAGGGCACAGACAGACUUAUAAGAGAAGUUUAAGUUAACUGCAAAAACAGCACUUUUACAUCUAUAGCAUUGUAUGUUUUUAAAUCUUGGAUAACAUUAAAUGGUUCUCCUGUUGAUGAACUGAUAUAUCAUUAUAUAUACUCACAUGAGCACCCGGGAUACUCCGCAGCCUUCGUCUCCAGCAGGUUCUGUUUUCUCUCCCUGUUUCUAUAAUCCUCUCUGGAUUUAUCGUAGCGAAUCUCAUUAAAUUGGUACCAUUCUGCAAGUUCCCCCUCUUGUUCCCUGGAGAAGUUAUAUGGCCUGCCAUCUUCCCUUUACAGAAGCGUCUGUAGAGGCUAUUCCUACAACGGCGAGGUAAUCUGAAAUCCACCUUGCUCACCCUCUCCCUGCUCCAAGAAACCCACAGGCAGUGUUAUAGAAACAUAGAUAUUAGGUGCAGUAGUAGGCCAUUCGGCCCUUCGAGCCUGCACCGCCAUUCAAUAUGAUCAUGGCUGAUCAUCCAACUCAGUUAUCUCUGGCAUCUCCUGUUGCCUCACCACCUGUCUCUCUUGCUGCGUCUCCUCCUCAUUCUCCUGCAUGGCUAAAACCUUUCUGACACGCUUUACCACCUUUCUUUGAGCUUUUCUGGGAGCCAUCUCUGCGUGUUCCUGUUAAAAAGAUUCUUCAACAAUGACAAUGAGGUGGGACGUCCUCGAUGGACACAUGUUCCAUUGGCGACAUUGAGACCACCUUUUUUACUCACCUUCUGUCCCCUCUGUCCAGCUUCCGGGUUUACCGUUCGCAGGAGUUCCCACGGUAACCGCAAGAGUUACUACGGAUAUCACACUGGUCACUACGUUCAUAAAAUGUUGCAAUGCUCAACCACAAGUGUACAAGUCACUCUUGGAGAAAUUCAAGCUUGCUCGUUUCUCCCGAGUACCCAAGUUACACGAUUACCUGCCAUUAGCGCCACGGUGGUCCAUAAAUGCCGUACUGUUAUCGCACGAGGUUCCCGCGAUGUUAAACUCUGGUUACCUCUUGUGUCAAGUCGCCCCGUGAAAAAGGCGUUUAAACCUUUUGCACUAUGACAUUCCCUAUCAAUGUUGGGAAAAUUAAAAUCGCCUACUACAACAACCUUAUUAGACAUGUAGCUGCCUGCAGUCUCCUGGCAUAUUUGUUCUUCUGAUUCCUGUUGACUAUUUGGGUGCCUGUUGUACACCUCCAACAAGGUGAUCAUCCCUUUCUUGUUCCUCAGCUCCACCCAUAUAACCUAACUAGACGCACCAUGUGUAAUGUCCCCUCUGACUGCUGCCGUGACAUCCUCCUUAACCAAUAAUGCAUCCCCUCCCCCCUCCUCUUUUACUCUCACUUCUGUCCAGAAGCACCUCUACCAUAGAACAUUGAGCUACCAAGUGCUAGUCUUUUUACUCUUUCUCAGUUUCAAGGUACCUACUUUAAAUUGUACAGAAUUUUAGGGCUUUCUUUGUAAUUGUAUCGGAAAGAAAUAUGAUUAUUCUUGAUAAACAUUUAUUGCUGAAUUAUGCAUUAAUAAUGUCAGUGUGACUGAAAAUGCUUUAUUUGUUGUAGUGCUUGGGAAUGUGACAAUUUUGAAAAUGAAGUUUAGCUUAAUGCUUUGAAUUCAACUCCUGAUCAUUUAUUGUAUCCUUGAUUACAAUUGGGGAAUAAAAUGUAUACAUUUUAGUAGUACAGUUUUGAAUAUCAUUAUCAAAAACAUAAUUGUGUGGAUAAACUUUAGAAAUAUGUAUGUAGAAAAGCAAGAGAUUGAGUUUUAAAUUUAAAUCAAAAUGUUUACCACUGGAUUAAGAAAUUGUUAAUGAUGUAUCUUACAAAUGUUCAAACAUUCCCAUAAUUGAUUUAUUUAGCGUUAUUCAAAAUAUUUGUACUGUAAACUUAUUUCUUGAGUCUUAAUUUUCCAAAAUACAUAGCAGUAGGAGUUGAUUAUUGAACAUUAAAAUGCCUGACCUAUUGUGCAGUAAAGAUUUACAGAGGAUCCCAAGCUUGUGAUUUUGGAAAAUAAAUUACUCAUUGACAUAGCUUCACUGAUAGUUGAAUAGCUUAAUAUUCACUUAAUAACAGUAGUAUAGUGUUACAAGCUGCGUUUGUAUUCUUGGAUAAAUAAUGACAGUGAAUUAUCUUAGGUUUCAGUGCAAACAGAUGUACAUUUCUUCAAACAAAGUAGGGUGCUAAUCUGAAAUCAUGACAUUUGUUACAUCUACAGUAAAAAAAAAUAAGAAUA
Leucoraja erinaceus (little skate) is the source of this 7287-nucleotide messenger RNA. Its product is annotated as G-protein-signaling modulator 2-like. Lineage: Eukaryota; Metazoa; Chordata; Chondrichthyes; Rajiformes; Rajidae. Gene Ontology annotation, molecular function: GTPase regulator activity; protein binding. The transcript has 15 exons. The coding region runs from base 453 to 2453 and encodes 666 amino acids. The record is from RefSeq and is a predicted model, not a curated record.